Messenger RNA from Ochotona princeps (American pika), 1341 nucleotides. It is a transcript of the gene F7, whose product is annotated as coagulation factor VII. The transcript is spliced from 8 exons. The record is from RefSeq and is a predicted model, not a curated record. Bases 1 to 1341 code for a protein of 446 amino acids. Gene Ontology annotation, molecular function: serine-type endopeptidase activity; calcium ion binding. Gene Ontology annotation, cellular component: extracellular region. Gene Ontology annotation, biological process: blood coagulation; proteolysis. Lineage: Eukaryota; Metazoa; Chordata; Mammalia; Lagomorpha; Ochotonidae.
AUGGCUGCUCAGGCCCGUGGGUCUGGCCUCCUCUUCUCCCUACUGGCGCUGCAGGUAUCCCUGGCUGCAGUCUUCGUGGCCCGGGAGGAGGCGCACGGUGUCCUGCGCAGGCAGCGGCGGGCCAACACCUUCUUGGAAGAGCUGUGGUCCGGCUCGCUGGAGCGGGAGUGCAAGGAGGAACUGUGCUCCUUUGAGGAGGCUCGCGAAAUCUUCCAGAGUCCCGAGAGGACGAAGCAGUUCUGGAUCUCCUACAGUGAUGGGGACCAGUGUGCCUCAAACCCGUGCCAGAAUGGAGGCUCCUGCGAGGACCAGCUGCAGUCCUACAUCUGCUUUUGCCUGCCUGACUUCGAGGGCCGCAACUGUGACAAGAACAAGAACGACCAGCUGAUCUGUGCCUAUGAGAACGGGGGCUGUGCCCAGUAUUGCAAUGACCACAUUGGGGACAAGCGCUCCUGCCGCUGCCAUGAGGGCUACAUGCUGCAGCCUGAUGGAGUGUCCUGCUCACCUGCAGUUGAGUAUCCGUGUGGAAGAAUACCUGUUCUUGAAAAGAUGGGAGCCAGCAAUGCCCAGGGCCGGAUUGUGGGCGGCAAAGUAUGCCCCAAAGGGGAGUGCCCAUGGCAGGCGGCGCUGAUGGUGAACAAUGGCACGCUGCUGUGUGGGGGCUCCCUGGUGAACCCCCACUGGGUAGUGUCUGCAGCCCACUGCUUCGACAAGCUCCGCAGCCUGAGGAACCUGACCAUUGUUCUGGGGGAGCAUGACCUCAGCAAGAACCAGUGGGAUGAGCAGGUGCGUCGUGUGGCCCAGAUCAUCGUCCCUGACAAGUAUACCCCGGGCAGGACUGACCACGACAUUGCCUUGCUGCGCCUGCGCCGGCCCGUGGUCCUCACUGAUCACGUGGUGCCCCUCUGCCUGCCAGAGCGUGGCCUGUCGGAGCGCACGCUGGCCAGCGUCCGCUUCUCACGGGUCAGCGGCUGGGGCCAGCUGCUGGACCGCGGCGCCUCGGCCCGGCAGCUCAUGGCCAUCCAUGUGCCACGGCUGAUGACCCAGGACUGCCUGGAGCAGUCGGACCGCAAGCCAGGCAGCCCGGAGAUCACAGAGAACAUGUUCUGUGCCGGCUACUUGGACGGCAGCCAGGACGCGUGCAAGGGGGACAGCGGGGGCCCCCAUGCCACCCCCUACCAUGGCACGUGGUAUCUCACGGGCGUGGUCAGCUGGGGCGAGGGCUGCGCGGCUGUGGGCCAUUUUGGGGUGUACACACGGGUCUCACGCUACACCGAGUGGCUGAGCCGGCUCAUGCGCUCCAAGCCAGGCCCCAGUUUCGUGCGCGCCCCAUUCCCCUAG